UCCAUUCUACUAAGUGCCCUUUCUUAUAAGGGAGGACUUCCUCUCACGUGUACUAGUUUAAAGGAAUUUUAUGAAGAUGGUCGACGAUAUUAAUGGAAUGUCAAAAUCUCACAUUAAACGACCCAUGAAUGCUUUCAUGGUUUGGUCACGAGCGCAAAGAAGGAAAAUUGCCGUGGAAAAUCCAAAGAUGCAUAAUUCCGAAAUCAGUAAACGCCUUGGUGCGGAAUGGAAAAUUUUAAAAGAGGAAGACAAGAGACCUUUCAUAGACGAAGCAAAGAGAUUGCGUGAACAACACAUGAAGGAUUAUCCCGAUUACAAAUAUCGGCCUCGUCGAAAGCCCAAACCGCCAGCAAAGAAACAGGAUUCGGCAUUCACCUUUCCCAUGACUUAUUUACCACCGAUGGAUCCACGAUACAUGCCAAGUUUGAGUCAAGGAUACGACGUAGAUAAACGAUCGAUGCCAACAUCGCAAAUAUCUCAAUACUCCAAUAUGUGUUAUCCAUCCUCAUUCGCAUCGGAUCCUAUUAUGAAACCGAAUCUCACCCCGCCACCCAUAAGUUGUUUCGGUAAACAAGAAUUGCCAUCAGUAAGUUGUGCUCCUACUUAUAACUUUUAUACUAAUUCAUCAUUAAUGAAUCAUUCGAAUGCUACGAUAACAAACACCUCAAGUGCCUAUCCUUCGUCUCCGUUCGUUUCACCUUAUAAUUACGUCAACAGUCAAGAUAAUAGAAGAGUUUUACCGGUGUUAAAUUCGCCGCUGCAUAGUGUUUUCUAGCUAAUUGUUACCAAUGACGCAUCUUAACAACGAACGAGAUAGAACUGUGAUAGAUCAUCUAUUACAUCCUUUGAUAUUUAUACUUCUCCAGGAAUGGAGGUUGUACAUUUUUUUGAAAAGUGAGCACCUUCGUUUUUUAAUAUCAAAUUUUAUUAUAUUUGUACAGUUUAUAGUAGCUAAUUUAUCUUUUUAAAGAUUUUUGACGAUAAUAAAAUUAAUUAUAUUCUUAUGCUUUUGUCCGUUAUUCAAGUAUUCUAAUGGUUUAAUUAUCCAAACAGUAAACGUAAUAAGUCAAGUUGUACAAAAUAUGCUCUAUAAUUUAUUAAACUAAGCUUGUAUACAAGAAUUGUACUGAUUAGAAUAGGAUUAGUGAAGUAAAAAAAGGGAUUAGGAUAAGAUUGAAGCUAAAAGAAACCAAGUUUAGCAUUUCCCAAACUGAAAUUUACAGACCAGUUACAGAAAGUUUGCAGUGUUAAGAAGGUAUCUAGUAAUAUAUGUUUUUUUCUUAAAUAUAUAUUGAUAGAAUAAGAAUAAAGUUCAGUUGCUCCACACACAGGUCUUCUGAAAAAGUUGUUUUAUUUUUCAAACAUUUAUAUAAAGUUCCAUAAAUCAGUAGUUUGGAAAGGCUGACCUACAUAGUGCCUGGAAUUCUUCUGUAAAUAUAUCUUAAAACCAAUAGGUUUAUUAUAUUAAUUAUAAAUCUAAUUACAAAUUUAAACUGUAUUAUUUUCAGCCAAUAUCUGAAAACUGAGUAUUAGACUG
Messenger RNA from Centruroides sculpturatus (bark scorpion), 1537 nucleotides. RefSeq names its product transcription factor SOX-14-like. Gene Ontology annotation, molecular function: DNA-binding transcription factor activity, RNA polymerase II-specific; RNA polymerase II cis-regulatory region sequence-specific DNA binding. The record is from RefSeq and is a predicted model, not a curated record. The transcript has a single exon. Bases 71 to 775 code for a protein of 234 amino acids. Gene Ontology annotation, biological process: cell differentiation; anatomical structure morphogenesis; regulation of DNA-templated transcription. NCBI's taxonomy places the organism in Eukaryota, Metazoa, Arthropoda, Arachnida, Scorpiones, Buthidae.